AUGGGGGAGGAAGACAUGGCCACGAAUCAUGAGGAAGACUUGGGAAUGUACGUAACGCUCACUAACAUGAAUAUCAUCAGCAGGUAUGCAACACACCUUUCAGACAAGGUGGAUGUGCUCUGGCAUGAGUGGACACAGCCACACCCCGCCACCCUCACUGAGCCACACCCCGCCACCCUCACCAAGCCACACCCCGCCGCCUUCACCAAGCCACCCCUCACCAAGCCACACCCCGCCGCCUUCACCGAGCCACACCCCGCCACCCUCACCGAGCCACCCCUCACCAAGCCACACCCCGCCGCCUUCACCAAGCCACACCCCGCCGCCUUCACCAAGCCACACCCCGCCGCCUUCACCAAGCCACACCCCGCCGCCCUCACCAAGCCACACCCCGCCGCCUUCACCAAGCCACACCCCGCCGCCUUCAAGCCACACCCCGCCGCCCUCACCAAGCCACACCCCGCCACCCCUCACCGAGCCACACCCAGGCACCUUCACCAAGCCACAACCCGCCACCCCUCACCAAGCCACACCCCGCCCCCUUCACAAAGCCACACCCAGGCACCCUCAUCCCCUGGAUCUUAUCGAGUUAUGGUGUGA
Messenger RNA from Procambarus clarkii (red swamp crayfish), 600 nucleotides. RefSeq lists its product as uncharacterized. NCBI's taxonomy places the organism in Eukaryota, Metazoa, Arthropoda, Malacostraca, Decapoda, Cambaridae. The record is from RefSeq and is a predicted model, not a curated record.